This is a messenger RNA of Caenorhabditis elegans, 422 nucleotides long. RefSeq names its product BHLH domain-containing protein (gene ZK177.11). Gene Ontology annotation, molecular function: protein dimerization activity. The record is from RefSeq and is marked reviewed. Bases 1 to 330 code for a protein of 109 amino acids. Lineage: Eukaryota; Metazoa; Nematoda; Chromadorea; Rhabditida; Rhabditidae. The transcript is spliced from 3 exons.
AUGGGCGGAGCUAAAGAGUGGUCCGGUCUAGGCAGAUGUCAAUUUCAUUUGAAGCUUGUGACUACGAACUCCACAAAUAUUAUCAAAAUGCCUUCCAAAAACCAAGGAAAUUCAAAACCGGAUUGCCACAGAAAUAAAGUGGAACGUCAGAGACAAAGCGAAAUUGAUGAUGAGAUUCAAAAACUGAUGUGUUUCCUGCCGGACAGACGAUUUGGUACACAGAAACUGUCAAGAAAUCAGAUAUUGAAGGAGUUAUACGACGUUGCUCUGGAAACAUUUGUUGAGAAAAAGCCUGAGGAGUCUACUUCUGCUGAACCAAAGAUGGACUGAACACAUGAUACUUGAAUUGAGCUUUUGCACUGUUUCUCUCAUUUUAUAUCAUUAGCAACAUUUUCAACGACAAAUAAAAUAUGUUACUUUUC